Oncorhynchus kisutch (coho salmon) is the source of this 696-nucleotide messenger RNA. Its product is annotated as NADH dehydrogenase [ubiquinone] 1 beta subcomplex subunit 8, mitochondrial-like. Gene Ontology annotation, cellular component: mitochondrion; respiratory chain complex I. NCBI's taxonomy places the organism in Eukaryota, Metazoa, Chordata, Actinopteri, Salmoniformes, Salmonidae. The record is from RefSeq and is a predicted model, not a curated record. Gene Ontology annotation, biological process: mitochondrial electron transport, NADH to ubiquinone. The transcript is spliced from 5 exons. The coding region runs from base 34 to 621 and encodes 195 amino acids.
UUGUCACCGGACGCAUGCGUAUUUCACUGUUCAAUGUCACCGCAACAAUUGAACAUGGCUGCCGUGGGUUUCAGAAAUUGGGCUCGAGCGCUUUCCAAGGGGAAACAGCCAGGCUUCUCGGCGCUUUUCUCCCAAGUCAGAGCAGCCUCUGGACCUUCCAAGGGCAUGCUGCCAGGGCCAUACCCCCAAACGCCCGAGGAGAGAGCAGCUGCAGCGAAGAAGUACAACAUGAGGGUGGAGGAUUAUGAACCAAUCCCGGAUAAUGGCGAGGGGUAUGGAGACUACCCACAAUUACCAGACAGAUCACAGCAUGAGAGAGACCCCUGGUAUUCCUGGGACCAUCCAGACCUGAGGAGGAACUGGGGGGAGCCGAUCCACUGGGAUUUUGACAUGUUCAUCAGGAAUCGAGUGGACACAUCGCCCAGCCCUGUGGCCUGGCACACCAUGUGCAAACAUCUGUUUGGUUUCGUUGGAUUCAUGCUGCUGAUGUUCUACCUUGGGGAGAAGUUUCCAUCUUACCAGCCGGUGGCACCCAAACAAUAUCCUUACAGCAACCUGCACCUAGAGAGAGGAGAGGAUCCCGAGAAACAACCUGAAGAAGUCAAACAUUUUAACAUUUAAAUAUCUGCGUCUCUAAAUGUGUAUAUUUCUGUCUAAUAAAGAGAUUUUAGUGUGACUUCAGUCACAUUCCUGAUA